Molecule: messenger RNA, 2508 nt
Organism: Arxiozyma heterogenica
Lineage: Eukaryota; Fungi; Ascomycota; Saccharomycetes; Saccharomycetales; Saccharomycetaceae
Gene: FYV8
Product: Fyv8p
Exons: 1
Coding region: 1-2508 (835 amino acids)
Source: RefSeq, a predicted model, not a curated record
AUGAGCGAUCCUAACGUUGAAAGAAAGAAAUCGUAUAGAUGGGUAAGUGCUUCAAAGGUAAGCUACGAUGGUUUAGAUUGGAAUAGUUCAGAUGAUGAUAGUGAUGAUAGUCGUGUCUAUGAUCAGAAUAAUAAACACGAUGAUGGAGUUGGGGGAGGUAAAAUAGAAAACCAAAUUGAUAACUUACCAUCAUUGCCGAAAUUGAAUUACUUAGAUAAUGAGUCUAUAUAUAGAAGUCUUCAUGAAAAUACAGAGGAACAGCAGUAUACUAGUGAAAUACAAGACAUUAAUUCUUUGAAAAGCUCAGUUACUCGCUUGAAAAAUGAUGACAAUGCUCUAGAAUCUAAUUUUAAUGUGCUCAGUUUAAAUAAGAGUAGUAGUAGUUUCGAUAAUCAUAAGAAUACAGAUAUUAAUAGUAGUGCUAUUAAAACAAUCAGAAGCAGUGGUAAUAGUAUAAUAAGUACAAGUAAUCAUGCAAAUAUUUUACCCUUAAAAAAAAAUCUUACAUCGACACCUUCAAGAGAUAUUAAUGAAGACCUUGAUAAUUUGAUGGAACAGAUAUCCAAGGAAAUUACACCGCAAUUAUCAAGAGAUAAUAAUGGGGUUUUUCAACAGGAUUAUACAAUUACAACUAAUAAUGACAGUAAUUCUAAUAUGGAGUCAUUUGUUUCCGCAAAGGAAUCACAGAGCCCUUAUAUAUCAAAGGAUAGAGUAGUAGUAGAUACAGAGAAUAAAGUACCUCAAUGUGGAUAUUUAAAGCAAUAUUUAGAUUCAAAUGCUGAAAAUAACGAUAUUGACAAUGAAACUGAUAAUAGUAGUAAUACAAAUGAUGAUAUAUUAUCAUUUACAGAUUCUAUUAAAUAUCAGGAGGACAACAAUAAUUUGAAUGAUAAUUUGGAAAGGGAAGAAGAAUUGGAACAUGGAGAUGAUGAUGAUGUUAUGCUGAGUGAAGAUGAUUUUAAAUUUCAUAAUAAAAAGUUAAGGGAGUCUAUUCUUGAAUCAAGUGAUGAAGAAGAUAAUAAUAAUGUCAGUAAUGAUAGUAUUGGUGAUGAUUAUGAACAUGGGCAUAUAUAUAGGGAGGAAGAAGGCACAAGUAGUUGUACAGAGAUGAAAAAGGGGGAGAGCAAAGAUCCAGGGGAUAAUUUGGAAAUUUCAAAAUCAGAAUAUUUUGGUACAAUUACACGGAAUGAUCAGCAAGAUUCUGCUUCUAAUGGUGGUAAUACAGAAGAGGGAGGAGGAGGAUGUGAAGACGUUUCUUAUAAAAAUGAUUUUGUAGAAGGUACUGAUGAUGAUAAGCAAAAGGAUGAGGAAGAAGAGAGUUUAUCCAUACCUGAAACUGUUAAUGACGAGUCCAGUAUGAAUACAGACAAUACAAAUGAAGGUGAGAAAUAUUUAGAUAAUAUAGAGAAUGAUGAAAAUGAAAAGUUGGUGUUUCCUAAUAAUGAUGGUGAUGAUGAUGAGGCAGAUAAACGUAGUGUACUGAAAGCUGAUGGCAGUGAAACAAAGAAUGAUAAUGAGUCAGUCGUGUCUUUUAAACAUGAAACAUUUGUUACAAUGAAUAGAAAAUCUGAACAGGAAAACGAGGAAAAGGAUGAUUUAACUGAUGAUAAUGAUGAUGCUAAGACUACAGAAAGCUGGAAGCCAGAUACAGAAUCAUUACGGUCAGGAUUCGUUCAAGAGACAGCUAAAACUGUAGUUCCUCCACCAGGAUUUGUGUUUGAUGAAAAUGGUAAAUUGGUGGAUUUAACACCAUCUAGUAUGAAACCAAGAGUGGUCUCCACAUAUUCUGAAAUUGAAAGUGGUUGGAAUGUGUUUCCAACAAAUUAUGGGGGUGAUUCUGUAGAAUUAGAGACUAUUCAUGAUACUAAAACAUUAUAUGAUAAUAGCACAAUUUAUAAUGUUCCUGGUCUUUUAACUAAUAAUCAAAAUUUACCUCCCUUACCAGAUAAUAUAAAUGCAGAGACUUCAGCAGGAAUUAUCAACAGAGAUAAAAAUACCAUAUUAAAUCAUCAAUCAACACCUAUGUCAAGCAAUGUUUUAAAUAACUCAUUAACUGAGACAACUACACCUAGUGCUAGUAAUAUGAAUAUUAAUAAUGAUAAUAAUAUACAAGGUUUAAAGAAUACCCCAAGAAUAGAUUUGCACAAUGAUAUGCCAGAAACCAAUAUUAAUCAAAUAAUACUAUCAAAAACUUCGCACUCAUCGAAACUUGAAAAAUUAAACAACUAUUAUGAUACACUGUUUAGAUAUGACACUGGACUGCAGUUAUGGGUUCAGCAUUCGCUAAACAUGCCAAGAGAAGAGAAGGAAACAAUUUUGGAUUAUAAACAAAGUAAAAUUGUUAAAGAAGCCUAUGCAAAUGCCGAAGAAUUAAGUAAGAAACAUACGGUUAGUAAUACUAUGGCUAGUGUCAAUCAAAAUGUAAAUCAUUUGAAAAAGAAAGUGUUACAACAUACAAUGAAUCCAAAGACACUUUUUUCUUCAAUCGGUAAGGGGGUGAAAUUGUAA